Girardinichthys multiradiatus is the source of this 1436-nucleotide messenger RNA. Its product is annotated as tetraspanin-1-like. The coding region runs from base 243 to 983 and encodes 246 amino acids. The record is from RefSeq and is a predicted model, not a curated record. NCBI's taxonomy places the organism in Eukaryota, Metazoa, Chordata, Actinopteri, Cyprinodontiformes, Goodeidae. The transcript is spliced from 8 exons. Gene Ontology annotation, cellular component: membrane.
ACCGCUUAGAAAGUACUCCCAAUGCUCUUUUGUGUGCAACAGAAAGAAAAGGGCAGAGGCAAACUAAGGAGGCAGUCAAUAUAUUCUGGGUUAUUUAUUGAAGACAGAGAUUUCCUGUGUUUCUGUGACCUCACUGUGUUCUCCUACAACAGCCUCCACCUCAGUAGUGAAGGUAGAAUCUGAAGCAAACCACAAAGCUCUUCACUGGACUUCUACUUUAACAGGAACUAUCAGCUGAAAAAAUGGGAUGCUUUGGAUUCCUCAAAGCCAUGAUGUUUGCUUUCAAUGGCAUCAUCUUUCUGGCAGGGAUUGCCAUCCUGGGCGUGGGGAUCUGGGUGAAGGUAGACAGUGGCUCCAUCUUCAGCUUUCUUGGAAAAAUUGAAAAUGUUCCACCAGAACUUAGUCAGGUACUCAACGUGGGAUACCUGUUGAUUGCCAUUGGUGGUCUCCUGGUCAUCAUCGGCUUUCUUGGCUGCUGUGGGGCCAUCAAGGAGAGCAGGUGCAUGCUGCUGCUGUUUUUUAUGAUAGUCUUGCUGGUCUUCAUCGCCGAGGUUGCAGGGGCAGUGGUUAUUUUGGUUUUCAGACCACUGGCAGAUGAACUGUUUGAAAAGGUUGGCACAGCAGCAGUUGCGAACAUCAAAAAAGACUUUGGGGAAAAUGCUGACAUUACUGGACUGUGGAAUACUACUAUGGACACGUUAAAAUGCUGUGGAUACUACAACUUCACAGACUUCACAGAUUCCCCAUAUUAUAAGAUGCAGGGCAGUAACUAUCCACCCCAGUGCUGCUUGAACUCGGGGCCUUGUAAUCAAACUGUGGCUGAUAGCAAAAAAAAAGAUGGGUGCUUCCUAAAGAUCAAACAGUUGAUUGAUGACAACACAGUCGUGAUUGUGGCGGUCGCUCUUGGGAUUGCUGCCCUUGAGAUAUGUGCCAUGAUUGUCUCAAUCAUACUAUACUGCAGAAUAAAGUCUACAGGAGCCUAACUAUGAGCAGUAAGGGAUCACUUCAGUCACUGAAUUCCUGCAUCACCUUCUACAAAGUCUCAUCGCUGAAAACAUCUACUGUAAUGUCAGGUCAUGUGCAAUAGAGGACAACUGAAUGAUAUUUUUACUAUAUGUCAAUGUAUCAAUUAAAUUUGAUUUAUAGAUCUAAAAUAAUAACUUUUUCAUAAAUCAUCUAGAAAUACCACCAGCCACACAUAUGUUAUUGUAUAUAUCAAAACUGGCUAAAGGGUUAAACACAUAUCCAGUAAAUGGGGAAUUACAUGAUGCUGUUUCUGUAAUAAUGAAGCAAAAGCUGGUUAUUGUUUUAUGAAGGGGAAGUAGUGAAAAAUUUACGAGAGCUUCUUGUUUAAUAAAUCCAGUAGUUGGAUAAUAGUUGUUUGUAGGUUGUUAAUUGAUACAUAUUUGCAAUAAAGUCCAUAUUUCCAAGUAAAA